GAGAAGAAAGAGAUGGGAGUUUGGGUGGAAAAGGAUAAGGGAAGAGGAUGGGAGGGAAACAGGUGUGAUAGGAAAGGGAUGGGCUGGAUAGAACGGCGAAAGGAGAAAGGAGAUGAUGGAAAGAGAAGGGGUUUGGGUAGCGUACUUAAGAAAGAGAGGAAAGAGUAAAACACCAAAAGGGAAGGAGAAGAAAGGAGAGAGGAGAGGCUAAGCUAACCAAAGGGUAGAAAGAGGACGGGAUAAGCGAGAUCAAAGCACAGACCCCGCCCCUGCAAGCAACCAACCUACGUUUCCUCCUUCCCCUUAGGACAUGGGCUCCCCGUCCCUGAGUUCGACGACCACGGUGACGGUGGUGGUGGUUGACGCCGACGACCUGCCUCCGGUGUUCAGCCACGAGCGCUACUUCGCCAGGGUCUCCGAGCACCCGGGGCACGACACGAUAUCUGCCCCAAAAAGUGCUAAAGAGGACGACCCCAGUUCUAACCCGCGCUUCUCCCGUCGACCCCAGGGCGCCGCCAUCCGAGAGGAGGUGCGCUUGACUCCCGGCCCCCUCCGAGCUCUCGACGGCGACGUAGGGCAGAACGCCAGUCUUCGUUAUACGCUCGUCCGUUCCCCGGCCUCGGAGUACUUCACCCUCGACCCCCGCAGCGCUCAGCUGUUCCUCACGAAGCACCUGGACCGGGAAGCGCUGACGGAUGGCUCGCUCGUCCUCCAUGUUCGAGCCGAGCAGAAACCCGCCCACCAGGAGGACAACCCACGCCGCGUCGGGUCCAGCGUGGUCGAGGUCUUCGUGGAGGACGUGAACGACAACCUGCCCGAGUUCAGCCACAGCGUGUACGCCAUUUCCAUCGUGGAGAAUCUGCCGUCGGGUUUCAGCGUCGUCCAGGUGUCGGCCACGGAUCGGGACGAGGGGGUAAACGGUGCCUUCAACUACCACGUGGUGGGCGGUCAAGGAGCCUUAACAGUCAACCCUCUGUCAGGCUGGUUGACGGUGGACAACCACAACAUCCUGGACCGCGAGGAGUCCCCCGUCAUCACCCUGUACGUGUGUGCCAACCAGAUCGCGCCCGUCGUCCAGGCACCGCCGGGCGUCAGGCAGACGUCCCUCUUCCGCAAUAGGACUUCAGGAGGCGCCGACGACAGUCCGAGAGGAGGCGCGGUUGACGGCAAGGAGGAGAAGGAGGAGGAAAGGAUCCCCGAGGCCCCCGUGACGGAAGAUCCUCCCACGACGUUCGAGGAGAGGCCGCGGGAGUCACCGACGCGAGUCACUGUCCCGUUGCUGAGGCGCAGGACGCGACCCACUCCGUCUACGCGAGCUGGAGAACGAAUCAGGAACAGUCCUUCGGCAGAGUCCCGGGCGCCGUCGGGAGUCGUCACGCGUCAGAGAAGGACCGACGCCCAAGUGAGGGGAAAGGCAGCAGGCGAAAGAAAGUCGAGGGAACUCUCGAGAAGGGAAUCGCGAGUGUUACCAGACACCAAAAGGAAUGGAGGACCUUCACAAGACAAUGAAGACGAUUUUGAUGGAACAACAACAUCGAAGACGACGACGACGACGACGACAGCGACAACAACAACAACAACAGCAACGCCAGAACCAGAAUCAAGGCUACAACGCGUGAAGAGCAACCUCUCGAAGCGACGCCUCCUCUCUCCCAGACGCAUGAGGAGAAGAAUCGACGAGAACCGAAGCAGGUCCUCGAGACGACGAAGUCCUCGCUCCGAACGAUCCGCAACUGAAGCCAGAAAGGCUCCCGACUCCCCCGACUUCAGAUCCGACUCGGAGUCCUGCGCCAAGAUCGAGCUAAAACUCCUCGACGCCAACGACAACAACCCCGAGUUCCUCCCGAGUAACCAGUACCACUUUACCAUAAGUGAAGAGGCACGAGAGGGCACCGUUGUAGGUUCGGUACAAGCAGAGGACCGCGACGAAGGCGGCAACGGCCGCGUCAGCUACUCCAUCCAGUCCCCAGGCAACAGCACGAGACGCGACCGCACCAAGGCCUUCUCCAUCGACGAGGACAAGGGCACCAUCCGCCUCGUCACCAAGCUGCUUCCUGGCGAGGUCACGCUCUUCGUCGAGGCGUCAGAUAGGCCGUCUAACCCUUCGGAGACGAGGACAUCUCUCGCCGUGGUUACUGUCUACGUCCAGGCAACCCAGAUGUGGGAGCCGAGGUUCGUGGGCGCCCCCUACGAGCUGUGGGUGGGGAGUGACGCCACCGUGGGCACCAGCGUGGGCCAAGUACGCGUCGUGGACAUGGAAGGCUCAGAACUCAUGUUUGAUAUGUUCCAUUCCUACCAGGAAGGAGUUCCCUUCGCCAUCGAGGAGAGCUCUGGCAUCGUUUCGGUCGUGGCUCCUGUCCAGCAGUUCUCGAGGACCAACUACGAGUUCGAGGCGGUGGUCACGGACGGGCGGACGUCGCUCGUCACCAACGUCACCAUCCACGUCGCCCCCAACAGGAGGCCCUCCACCAGGCGCAGCACCGUCGUCAACUUCUCCGUGCAGGAGAACGUGGCAGGCGGCCUCGUGGGAGACUUGGAGACAGCCUUGCGGGACGUCGGCGCAAGGAUCGCCUCGGACCCGCAGUUCGAGUUGGUGAGUCCAGAAGCCAGGAAGUACUUCGCCCUCGGCCAGGACGCCUCCCUGUACACCGUGGCGCCCUUGGACUACGAGACCUCCCCCAACCACACGCUGGUCAUCGUCAGCGGAAGGACCUCGGAUAUUUAUUAUGUAAACGUGCAGGUUGAGGAUCUGAACGACAACCCGCCCCAGCUGAAUGCGGUGGCGUACGAGGGCACCAUCAGGGAAAACGCCUUACCGGGCACCACCAUAAGAGUUCUUCCUGCCAUACAGGUGAGCGACAAGGACCAGUACCCCGGCGCCACGUACUUCCUCCAGCUGUUCGGCGACGCGGCUCACCUGUUCGACGUCGAUUCCUCGAGCGGCCAGGUCACCUUCGUCGGCGACGACCUGGACCGCGAGAAGGUCGACUCGUACGUGCUGCGCGUGGAGGCGCGCGACGACGGCAACCUCACGUCGAGGGCCAACCUCACCAUCAACAUCGAGGACGUGAACGACAACCCGCCGCGGUUCGUGCAGCGCGAGCCGCUCUUCUCGGCGCGGGAGGACGACCCGGACGAGAACUCCUCGAGGAAGCUCCCCGACACGUCCAACCUCGAGUACCUGGCGGACCUCGAGCGCUCCCUCGUCAAGAUCCCCGAGUCCCUGCCCAUCGGCAGCCGCGUGACGGAGGUCACGGCCACCGAUGACGACGCGAAGCUGUACGCCGACGUCCGCUACAAGAUCGACGCGCAGACCUCCUUCAGCUUCGCCAGCGGAGAGAACACGACGCCCAUUCUGGAGGAGGCGUCGACCUUCUCCAUCGAGAGCAAGACGGGCGUGGUGGUGGUGGCGGGGCCCCUGGAGCCCGACCACUUCUACCUCCUGAACAUCUCGGCGACGGACGGCGGCGGCCUGGCGUCGCACACGACCGUCUCCGUCGCGGUGUUCGACGUGAACGACCACGCGCCGCGGUUCGAGCGCCCCGUCUACAACUUCGAGGUGGUAGAGGGCGAGUACCUGGUGGGGGAGGUGGGCAAGGUGGUAGCCUUCGACCAGGAUUUCGGCAACAACGCCAAGGUGCACUACCAGAUCAUCUUCUACAAGAACUCGAGCGAGGACCAGGUGUUCCCCUUCAGGGUCGUGGAGACCUCGGGCACCAUCCUGGCCACGGGCACCGUGAACCGCGAGGAGCGCGAGGUGUACGAGUUCUCCGUCGUGGCCACGGACAUGGGCACGCCGCAGCUCUCCUCGUCCGUCCUCGUCCACAUCGACAUCAUCGACGUCAACGACCACCGCCCCGUCUUCUACGACUACAAGGACGCGAUCUACUCCGGGGAGGCGAGCAGCGACGGCCAGCUGGAGUCGGGCAACGCCACCUUCACGCCGGUGUACACGGCCGCCCUCUCGGAGCACGCCCCCCGCGGCACCGUGGUGGCCAGGCUGUUCGCGAACGACUCCGACUCCGGCACGUCGGGGAACGGCCUCAUCCUGUACAAGCUGGAGGGCGGCGAGGACAAGUUCUCCAUCGACUCGAACAACGGCAGCGUGUACACCGUGGGCGCGCUGGACUACGAGCGCGCCCCGACCCACAACCUGACGGUGGUGGCGCAGGACCUGGGCACCCCGCCUCUCUCUGCCUCCGCCCUGCUGGUCGUCACGGUCGUCGACGAGGAGGAGGAGCUCACCACGCGGCUCUUCGACCGGGAGGAGUACGAGGUCCGCGUGAUGGAGAACAACGACACCCCCCUGCGACUUCUGGAUCUGAACGUGAGCGAGGCGUUCUCCGGGCAGCAGCUGCACUACCAGCUGGUCGACCCGGGCAUGGCGGGCACGGUGGCGGUCGACUCGUACUCGGGCGAAGUCUACCUCAUCGCCAGCCUCGAUCGGGAGACCAAGAGUAGCUAUCGGUUCAAGGUGCGAGCAGCCCAGCCGGAACGAGGCCGCGCUCUAGAGUACCUGAACGAGCAGUCACAAAGCACGAGGCGUUUCGGGGACACGGCGGAGAGCGAUCUGACUUCUCCUGCAGCUGACACCGAAGUCCCCGUCGUCGUUGCCUUGGAGACACUCCCUCACGACGACGAAGGUGGGUUAGGCGUCCCGGCCGAGGUGGUCUCCUUGGGGACUUACAGGAAGCCCGUGAGAAGGCAGAGGUCAGCACCGCCCUUGGGGGAGCCUGCCGACGGGACGCAGCCUUUGCGCGCACAGACGAGCCUGUUGGUGGGCGGCGGUCGCGACCCAGACCUCGGGAUGGACGAGGUGUGGGUGGCGGUGGAGGUGGGGGACCAGAACGACAACAGCCCCAGCAUCCUUCCCCAGGGGCGGCCCGUCGUGGCGGCUGUCCCUACCACGGCUGCGUACGGGCACUUCGUCACUAGGAUCAUGGCCAGCGACCCAGACCAGGGCAUCAACGGGGAACUGCGCUACGAGAUUCUACCCGGCGAAGGGGCACAGGACGCCAGCACCAGGUUCGCCGUCGACCCCGUGUCAGGCCAGGUGGUAGUAAUCGGUUCCUUGGAGGACGAAUCCGGCAAGAUGUUUGGCUUCGACGUCCGUGUAAGCGAUCAGGGUGGCGCUCCGUCAGCUCGGUCGGCCAUCGCGAACGUUUUCGUGCACGUUUUGGGAGCAGGAGGUCACCUGGUGCUGGAGGUGGCAGCAAAACCACGAGAAGUAGAACCCCAUCUCUACCACAUCCAAGGGAUGCUAACCAACGUGUCUGGACUGGAUGUUCGCGUGCAGAGAAUAGCGCCCCAUGUUGACGGUGACGCGGCGCUUACUACGGCGACAGACAUGUACGUUUAUGCAGUUGACCCGACCACUCAGUCUGUGGUCGACGCCAGCCACCUCCGCCAGGCGCUGAGGGUGAGGAAGAGUGAGCUGAAGUCCCUCCUUCCCGGUGGCGUCCAUUUCAGGGGCAUGAGGGUGCCUCUACCUUCUCGCCAGGGACAUGUGUUACAGACUGCAGAGUUGGCGAUACUGAUUGGCGCCGUGGUGGUGUUCCUCGUCACUGUUACGACGAUUGUGUGUCUCUGUUACAAGCAAAGAAAGAGCCGCCGCAAGCCCAUGCCGAUGCCGCCCAUGAUGACCGCAGCAGGGAUACCCGUGAUGCCCCUGGCCUACCCCGGCCCCUUCGCCGCCCCCUACACCCACAUGAGCGACCACAGCAGCUCGGAGUCCACAGAGGCCCAGGAGUUACCCCACGACCAUCCUCACUAUCCUCAUGACCUCGUCCACUAUCCGCCUGACCCGGCUAGCUACCCGGUUGACCCUGCCGUCACUACCCACUUCCCUCAGGACCCCAGCCACUACCCACGCCCGCCGCCCAGACGUCGCUCCUGCGCCCACAGCUUCCAGGCAGAUCGAGAGCUGUUGCACCCUUGUAGCAGCGGCGAGAGAGUGUCUUCCCACACCGACGAGGACGAAGGUAGUGGCCCGGUGUGCCUCCGCCACGCCCCCUCACGGAAGCGCCGCCGAGGCACCCAGCAGGGAGCAGACGGCAGAGGUAGCGGGCCGAGCCACAAGAGCAGGAGCUCCUCGAGGGCGGGUCGAAGAGCGCUGGGGGAAGAGCCCUCGAGUUCGGACUUCGAUGAGAGGGACCACGCGCCUCCCCUGGUCACCAUCCCCAGGCCUCAACCUUGCUGCAUGGAGGAUAGACAGAGACCAAACCCAAACAACCCACGAACAUUACCGACCGUCGACUGCACGCUAGAGAACCCCGGCAGAGCCCACUCCCCCGACAGCCUGGAACGCCCCUCGCACUGCCGGGCUCACACCCACACCAUCCCCCGCACGCACCUCAAGAGGGACAGGGGCUCGGAUCAUGCAGGAGGGAGGAACUCUGAUCUCCACCCGAGUGAUGUUACAGAGCUCUGAUGUUUUCGACGUUGGCGUUUGUGAAGAAGGGCUGUUUAGUAGCAACGGAAAGGUUUUGUGACUGGGGUGAUGUUCAGAGUUUGGGGGGAAAUAUUUUCGUAAUUAUCACUGACACCAAAUUUCUAGAUGAGUAUGAUUUUUUAUUAAUUGUUGAUGCUAAUAUAUACUGUACAUAUAUGGUAGAUGGAUACUAUGAUAAGGCAUAUUGCUCAGAUUAAAAUUGGAAACAUUCAUAUUUGUCGAGAAAUAAAAAGAUAAUGGACAGUGUUUUGAAUUAAAGAAAAAAUGUUGUACACUUAGUUACUGUAUUCCAUUCAAUGACAGGUUUUCUCUUGUGUGUGUAUAUGUUUUUUCCACUUCAAUAUCUUGAUCCCAGUGAUACUGUGAAGAUCCAAUAGACUGUAGUCAGUUCAGUUAUUACAUGUAAAAGGUUGUUUAAACUGGUUACAUAAGAUCACAUACAUUAUGAUAUAACAUUGUGAAUUGUGUUCUGUUUUGAAAGCCUCCUGUGUUUGUAAAUGCAUUACUAUUUUAUAUAAUAAUGUGUAUUGACCAGUUGUUAAAAUCUUUCACAUCAUAAUGGUCAGCAGCAUAUAUACAACAAACAAUAAAGUAAAUGUGGAGUUGUAUAAAUAAGUUGCUAUUAAUAUGUAAAACUCAUUUUUUAUGUCUGCUUCAUGAAUAAAGAAUAUUUUGUAAUUUCUAAAUACCAGCCAUGGAAAUAAGAAUGCCACUAUUACCAUUUAAUUGCAAAUCUAACAUCAAUGUAAAGUCAGCACAACACAAGUUUAUGCCAAGAAAGAUACAUUCUUUACUUGAAAGUAUCAGCAUGUUGAGAAGUAGCGAUGGUGAUCAUAAUUGAUUUGACCAUAGACUUCUUUUCUCAUUUAUAACUGGAUGGUGGUGUUAUACUCAAGCUUUCUUCCUCUAUACUUGGCCAAAUAUUUGUAUAUUGUAGAUAGUAGGUAUGUUUGAUACAACAGAGAGGAAAUAUGGGAUAGCUUUAGUGAUACAAAAGAGGCUAUCAGUUUAACUUUUUUUUAUUCUUUAUUCUUUACUUUAUGUAAAGAUUUUCUGUCUUCUUGACUGAAAAAAGAGAACUCAAUAGGUCACAAAUUAGCUAUGGAUAUAUUCUUCUAAAAACAAGUGAGUUGUCUUUUGUAAAGCAUUUGUAUAAUUUUCUUAUUUCAUAAACUAAUCUGUGGUUUAUUCUAACUGCAUACUGGGACAGUAUAGGUUAUCAUGGUGAAUGUUAUGCUUUAUAGAUAUUUUGAAAUGCCAAGUGUGCCAUGAACUGUGUAGAGGCAUAGAUAAUCACACAUAACAUGCAUACUUGAAUCUAUAGUGUUCCAUGGCUGUGUAUGUAUUAUUUGUGCUUGAUUGGGUGCUUGCAUCUUGGGUUAGGGGUCAGCUGGGAUUAUUAUGUUUCUAAUCACCCUCUAAAUGCCUAAAUAUAGAGGUGAAAAUUUGCUCUAAUGCACUGAAGUGAAUUGUGUGUGUGCAUGUUACAUACAUAAAUACUAUGUAUGGCUGUGUUUUGCCUGUGCGUACCCAAGGCCUUUCCUUAAAAGAUGGAAAUACCAUUGUUAUAAUGUACAGUAUUUUGUAGUUAGAGCUCUGUGAAAUGUUUAAACAGGCAACUGAAGAUAUAAAUAUAUAUAUGUAUGUUAAGUUCCACAGGUUGAUGGUAUAAAACAAAUGCUUUGUUUGAAUCAUCUUUUGAUACUCUUACUGGUGAACUCAUGAUAUAUGAAUGCUCCUGUCAAACCAUAGUAUUUUUGUACUGUUUGUUAUGUUCCAUAGGGAGUAACACAUACAACUAAUGUGACCAAAGAAUAUUCCUUAUAUUACUGUAUUAUUUUUCCAAUAAGACUCUGCAAAGAGAUGAGUCUUCUGUAAAGUCUUCAUAUUCUUCUUCAACACUAUUAUUGUAUGCAAUGGAAAAUUUUGCAGGCAGUAAUAAUGUUUUGGUAUAUCAGUCUCACUGUAAUUUAAUAUUUCAUAUAGAAAAGGUAUAAGAUGAGAAACAAUAAGAUAUAUAGUUUACAUGCUUUGAUUUAUAACUGCAUAAGAAAGUCAUGGAAUCCUGAUGAAGAUAUAAAUCUAAAUGUCAAAUAAACUUCCAUCUUUAUGAACUUGUUCAUUUUGAUAUACCUUUUCAUUUGUCACAAGUUUACGAUUUCAUGUUUUUUUUCUAUCUUUCUCCUUCCUUUAUUCUUUUCUCUUUCAUUUUCCUUUAAGUUUUAAUAGAAUGGAGGAUGACAUGUUCUAUACAUUGCCUGUAUUUGUGUAUCUCAGACAAAGAAUAAAACAACGAGGAUAUUGUGGAAGUUUAGCAGUCAGCCUUCCCUUGUUAAACAUGUACUAAGGAUACUUUUGUAAGCUCAUAUACAACGAUUUUGUACCUGUACAUACUUUUAAUAUAAAUAUUUGAA
This is a messenger RNA of Penaeus monodon (black tiger shrimp), 8865 nucleotides long. Its product is annotated as cadherin-89D-like. Gene Ontology annotation, cellular component: plasma membrane. The transcript has 23 exons. Bases 311 to 6430 code for a protein of 2039 amino acids. Gene Ontology annotation, biological process: homophilic cell-cell adhesion. The record is from RefSeq and is a predicted model, not a curated record. NCBI's taxonomy places the organism in Eukaryota, Metazoa, Arthropoda, Malacostraca, Decapoda, Penaeidae. Gene Ontology annotation, molecular function: calcium ion binding.